AUGACCGAAAAAUCCAAUGGUGUGAAGAGCUCCCCAGCUAAUAACCACAACUAUCAUGCCCCACCUGCCAUCAAGGCCAAUGGCAAAGAUGACCCCAGGACAGGGAGCAGGCCACAGUCUGCAGCGGAUGAUGACACAUCUUCAGAGCUUCAAAGGCUGGCUGAGAUGGACACCCCACAAAGAGGAAGGGGUGGCUUCCGAAGGAUCGUCCGCCUGGUGGGGGUCAUCAGAGAGUGGGCGAACAAGAAUUUCCGGGAGGAGGAACAAAGGCCCGACUCAUUCCUGGAGCGGUUCCGGGGGCCCGAGCUCCACACCGUGACGACACAGCCGGGAGAUGGAAAAGGCGACAAGGAUGGCGAGGGAAAGGGCGCCAAGAAGAAAUUUGAACUAUUUGUCUUGGAUCCAGCUGGGGACUGGUACUACCGGUGGUUAUUUGUCAUUGCCAUGCCUGUCCUCUACAACUGGUGCCUGCUGGUGGCCAGAGCCUGCUUCAGUGACCUACAGAGAGGCUACUUCAUGGUAUGGCUGGUGCUGGACUACUUCUCGGAUGUGGUCUACAUUGUAGACCUCUUUAUCCGAUUGCGUACAGGCUUUCUAGAACAGGGGCUGCUUGUGAAAGAUCCCAAGAAGUUACGAGACAACUACAUCCACACCCUGCAGUUCAAGCUGGACGUGGCUUCCAUCCUUCCCACGGACCUCAUCUAUUUUGCCGUGGGCAUCCACAAUCCUGAGGUACGCUUUAACCGCCUGUUACACUUUGCCCGCAUGUUCGAGUUCUUUGAUCGCACGGAGACACGUACCAGUUACCCCAACAUCUUCCGAAUCAGCAACUUGGUCCUCUACAUCUUGGUCAUCAUCCAUUGGAAUGCCUGUAUCUACUAUGCCAUCUCCAAAUCCAUUGGCUUCGGGGUUGACACCUGGGUUUACCCCAACAUCACUGACCCCGAGUAUGGCUACUUGGCCAGGGAGUACAUCUACUGCCUUUACUGGUCCACGCUGACCCUCACCACCAUUGGGGAGACCCCACCGCCUGUGAAGGAUGAAGAGUAUCUGUUUGUCAUCUUCGACUUCCUGAUUGGUGUCCUCAUCUUUGCCACCAUCGUGGGAAACGUGGGCUCCAUGAUCUCCAACAUGAACGCCACACGAGCAGAGUUCCAGGCCAAGAUCGAUGCCGUCAAGCACUACAUGCAGUUCCGCAAGGUGAGCAAGGAGAUGGAAGCCAAAGUCAUUAAGUGGUUCGACUACUUGUGGACCAACAAGAAGACGGUCGAUGAGCGGGAAGUGCUCAGGAACCUGCCGGCCAAGCUCCGGGCUGAGAUCGCCAUCAACGUGCACCUGGCCACCCUCAAGAAGGUCCGCAUCUUCCACGACUGUGAGGCUGGCCUGCUGGUGGAGCUGGUACUGAAGCUUCGUCCUCAGGUAUUUAGCCCUGGAGAUUACAUUUGCCGCAAAGGGGACAUUGGCAAGGAGAUGUACAUAAUCAAGGAGGGCAAGUUGGCAGUAGUGGCCGAUGAUGGCGUGACGCAGUAUGCCUUGCUUUCGGCUGGGAGCUGCUUUGGAGAGAUCAGCAUCCUUAACAUCAAGGGCAGUAAAAUGGGCAACCGGCGCACAGCCAAUAUCCGCAGUCUGGGCUACUCAGAUCUCUUCUGCUUGUCCAAGGAUGAUCUUAUGGAAGCGGUGACUGAGUACCCCGAUGCCAAGAAGGUCUUGGAGGAGCGGGGUCGAGAGAUCCUGAUGAAAGAGGGGCUGCUGGACGAGAACGAGGUGGCAGCCAGCAUGGAGGUGGAUGUGCAGGAGAAGCUGGAGCAGCUGGAGACCAACAUGGACACCUUGUACACGCGUUUUGGCCGCUUGCUGGCAGAGUACACCGGAGCCCAGCAGAAGCUCAAGCAGCGCAUCACAGUGUUGGAGACCAAGGUGAAGCAGAGCCACGAGGACGACUACUUGUCAGAUGGCUUAAACAGCCCCGAGCUGGCUUCUGCCGAGCAGCCGUAG
This is a messenger RNA of Jaculus jaculus (lesser Egyptian jerboa), 1995 nucleotides long. It is a transcript of the gene Cnga2, whose product is annotated as cyclic nucleotide gated channel subunit alpha 2. The record is from RefSeq and is a predicted model, not a curated record. Gene Ontology annotation, cellular component: plasma membrane; intracellular cyclic nucleotide activated cation channel complex. Lineage: Eukaryota; Metazoa; Chordata; Mammalia; Rodentia; Dipodidae. The coding region runs from base 1 to 1995 and encodes 664 amino acids. Gene Ontology annotation, molecular function: intracellularly cAMP-activated cation channel activity; cGMP binding; protein-containing complex binding. The transcript is spliced from 6 exons. Gene Ontology annotation, biological process: monoatomic cation transmembrane transport.